This is a messenger RNA of Crotalus tigris (Tiger rattlesnake), 1905 nucleotides long. Its product is annotated as vomeronasal type-2 receptor 26-like. The transcript has 4 exons. Gene Ontology annotation, biological process: G protein-coupled receptor signaling pathway. The coding region runs from base 1 to 1905 and encodes 634 amino acids. NCBI's taxonomy places the organism in Eukaryota, Metazoa, Chordata, Lepidosauria, Squamata, Viperidae. Gene Ontology annotation, cellular component: membrane. Gene Ontology annotation, molecular function: G protein-coupled receptor activity. The record is from RefSeq and is a predicted model, not a curated record.
AUGGUUCCCAAUGAAAAUUUGCAAUAUGAGGGGAUUGUUCAUUUACUGAAACAUUUUGAAUGGAAUUGGAUUGGCCUCUUAGUCCCAGAGGAUGAGAGUAGGGAAGCUUUUAUUCAAAAUCUCCAGCCAAAGCUCUUCCAGAAUGAUAUUUGCAUUGCUUGGAUGGAGCUGAUCCCAAUUUUAAAGGAUGCAAUCUUAAAUAAAGAGGCUAUUUUUGAACGUAUAGGCAAAAUAAUAGACACUAUUUCAGUGAAGAAUGUCAGUGUAUUCCUUGCCUAUGGAACUAUCCAAUCUAUGCAGAUUUUACAAUGGGGGCUACAUUCCAAAGAAGUUUAUCAAAAGGACCCAAUAGAUCACAGAGUGUGGAUUGUGACCUAUCAGUGGGAUUUCACUGUUACUUUAUCAUCACUAGGAAAAGUCCUAGUCCAGACUUUCAAUGGUUCCCUAUACUUCUCACUCCACACAAGGAUUGUGCCAGAAUUUCAGGAAUUUCUUGAGAGCAUAAAACCUUCUUUAAGUCUUUUUCCUUAUGUUAAUUGGUUCUGGGAGUCUGUAUUUCAUUGUUCAUUGCCUCCAUAUCAGAAAGGAGUUAAAUGCUGCACUGGGAAGGAAAAACUCAGGAAAGUCCCUGACUCUGUGUUUGAAAUGAACAUGUCUGGAGAGAGCUACAAUAUCUACAAUGAGGUUUAUCUUGCAGCUCAUGCUGUGCAGGCAAUGCACUCAAGAAGAGCAAAGCCAGCUCAUCUGAGAAAUCAGGAUAUAUCAAUUCUUCAGCAUUUUCAGCCAUGGGAGUUUCACUACUUUCUGAGAAAUACCCGGUUUAAUAACAGCGUGGGAGAAGAAAUAUUUUUUGAUGAGAAGGGGGAGUUUGACCCAGGAUAUGACAUCUUCAACUUUAUCACUUUCCACAAUCAAUCCUUCAAGAGAGUCCGGAUUGGAAAGAUAGACUCCAAAGCUCUUGAUGGAAAAAAGUUCACCAUUGACAAAAAUGCCAUUGUAUGGAAUCACAAGUAUCAGCAGGUACCUCCCCGUGCCAGAUGUGUGGAAACCUGCCAUCAGGGGUAUAACAGGGUUGUUCAGGAGGGGAAACAUACUUGUUGCUACCAUUGUACACAAUGUCCCGAAGGAAGAAUUUCAGUCGAAAUAGUCCUCAUUUUGGUGGCAGUGACCUUCAUUCUGCACUGGGAUACACCCAUUGUCAAAGCCAACAACAGGAACAUCACAUGCCUCCUCCUUUCCUCUCUCCUGCUGUGUUUUCUCUGCUCUCUGCUGUUCAUAGGUCGACCUGGGGAGGCGACUUGCUUUCUCAGGCAAACUAUGUUUGGCACCAUUUUCUCUCUCUCAGUGUCUUGUAUCUUGGCCAAGACCAUCACGGUUGUUGUGGCUUUCCUGGCCACGAAGCCAGGAAACCAGAUGAGGAAAUGGCUAGGAAAAAGACUGGCAGGAUCCAUCAUUGUCUUCUGCUCUUGUAUUCAAGCUUUUAUCUGUAUGAUAUGGUUGAUCAUGUGUCCUCCCUUCCCAGAAUGGGAUGUGCAUUCAGAGAUUCAAGAGAUCAUUGUUCAAUGUAAUGAAGGCUCAGAUUCCAUGUUUUACAUUGUCCUGGGCUACUUGGGGCUCCUAGCCACCAUCAGUUUCACUGUGGCUUUCUUUGCCAGAAAAUUACCUGAUACUUUUAAUGAAGCCAAGCUGAUCACCUUCAGCAUGCUUGUUUUUUGUAGCAUCUGGGUGUCCUUCAUUCCAGCCUAUCUGAGCACCAAAGGGAAAUACAUGGUGGCUGUGGAAGUUUUCUCCAUCUUGGGCUCUACUGCAGGUCUCCUUGGCUGCAUCUUUCUCCCCAAGUGCUACAUCAUUCUAUUGAACCCACAUCUGAACACAAAACAACAUCUGACUAGGAGGACAGAUUAA